Messenger RNA from Colossoma macropomum (tambaqui), 1758 nucleotides. It is a transcript of the gene kctd15a, whose product is annotated as potassium channel tetramerization domain containing 15a. The coding region runs from base 768 to 1565 and encodes 265 amino acids. Gene Ontology annotation, molecular function: protein binding. Gene Ontology annotation, biological process: protein homooligomerization. NCBI's taxonomy places the organism in Eukaryota, Metazoa, Chordata, Actinopteri, Characiformes, Serrasalmidae. The record is from RefSeq and is a predicted model, not a curated record. The transcript has 5 exons.
ACCUUCCGCGUAGGCUUAAACCGCGAUCCUUUCUCACCGCGGUGAACCUGCCUGUCUUUGCCCGGCUCAAAGAUGCCAUUAAGGGCUGGAGGGUCUCCGUCUGACCGUGCUGGAGAUUGAAAUGGCGCGUUGGGCUUCAGGCGGGCUGUGGGGGCGCUUUCUGCUCUGCCUGCGUUCACGUCCCUACACUCCAUCCUGCUUUAAUGCACAUCACCGUGUGACAGAUGCGGGGGGCAUAGACAAGUUUGGCUCUUAUUCCUCAAACGUGAUGGGGUCGCAUUCAAAACGUGCUUACUAGCCUGCUUUUAUCAGCUCGCUCCUCAACUACUAUGAGCUUCUGUCUGUUUUAGUUUAGUAGGAAAGCAAACGCAACACUGAGUUCUGUGUCUGGAUCUCAGACAUGGCAAUCAGGUCACAGGUACUUCACUGAAACGCCUGUUUGUCGGUGGAAAAAAUGGAAAACGGAUCGGAUUCGAGCUCAAAUAGGUUCCCGACGUAUGAAUAAGAGAGAUCAAGCGUUCAUGUGCAGGCAGGGCUGAGCUAAUUGGAGGCUAAUCCUUUGCCCCCGGGGGGCGAGAGGAGAGCCCGGAGCAAGACUUCAUCUCUCUCAGCCCCUGUCCUCUGUUAUUCGGGGAGGAAACGCCUGGCUUCGGUGCGCUCUCACGCUUCGCCAACAACAAAAAAGAAAGAAAUAAAAAAAAAAAGCACACGACUCGAGGACGGGAUCGAUCUCAUGCUUUAAAGAGGGUGAAGAUACAACAGCAGCGAUGUCUUCCAAGGAGGGAAGAAGCAUGUCUCGUCUCUCUCUGACCCGCUCUCCGGUGUCUCCUCUGGCCGCUCAGGGGAUCCCUCUUCCAGCUCAGCUGACUAAAGCCAACGCUCCGGUCCACAUUGACGUAGGAGGACACAUGUACACCAGCAGCCUGGCCACUCUCACCAAGUAUCCAGACUCAAGAAUCAGUCGUCUGUUCAACGGCACAGAGCCAAUCGUGUUGGACAGUCUGAAGCAGCACUACUUCAUUGACAGGGAUGGGGAGAUAUUCCGCUAUAUUCUGAGCUACCUUCGGACCAGCAAGCUGCUUCUCCCUGAAGACUUCAAGGAGUUCCAGCUGCUGUAUGAGGAAGCCCGUUAUUACCAGCUGAGCCCCAUGGUGAAGGAGCUGGAGCGCUGGAAGCAGGAGCGGGAGCAGCGGCGGACGGCGCAGCCCUGUGAGUGUCUGGUGGUGCGCGUGACCCCUGACCUGGGUGAACGGAUCGCUCUGAGCGGCGAUAAGGCCCUCAUCGAGGAGAUUUUCCCUGAGACAGGAGACGUCAUGUGUAACUCAGUCAAUGCUGGCUGGAACCAGGACCCCACUCACGUCAUCCGCUUUCCACUCAAUGGAUACUGCAGACUUAAUUCUGUACAGGUGCUGGAGAGAUUGUUCCAGAAGGGCUUCACCAUGGUGGCAUCGUGUGGAGGAGGAGUGGAUUCGUCUCAGUUCAGCGAGUACAUCCUGAGUCGCGAGGACAGACGUUGUCAGACCAUCCACACUCCCAUCCGGAUAAAGCAGGAGCCGCUGGACUAGCGAGCCAAACAGCAACGAGAACCACCUCAAACAGACCCUCAAUGAGAGACCAGCAGUGGACAAGGAUAAAGACAGGAGUUUGGACCUCUCUGCUGGUUCAGUGGACUAUUUAGGACUUUGUGAAGAUGGAACUCUUUAUCCAAAUAAUGAAAAAUGUCAAGUCCCUAGACUGAAUAAAGGGACGUCUUUAAAA